GAAGCUAGUCGCAUUGUCAGUCGGAGCCUCGUUCGGUGCGGACGGAACGAGUUUUAUUUUUAAUUUCGGAGUGUAUCGUAGCGUGUGGUUGAAAUGUGGUUUAUUUUGUAUGCCAUACUGGCAUUGCCAGUGUUAUUGUUUUUAUAUUUCGAACUGAAAGUGGCUAAUAAAAAACGAGUGCUAAACAAAAUAAGAGGCCCGCCAACAUUGCCUGUAAUUGGGAAUGCACAUCAAGUGGGCAAAAAUCCAACCGAAAUUCUGAAUACGUUCUUCGAUUGGUGGUUUACUUACGAUAAAGAUAACUUCCGCUUUUGGGUUGGCUAUUAUGCCAAUGUUUUUGUUUGCAACCCAAAACAUCUGGAGUAUAUAUUGAGCAGCAACACAUUGAUUACUAAAUCGGAUAUUUAUGAAAUGCUGCAUCCAUGGCUCGGGACUGGAUUACUAACUGGAACUGGCAGCAAAUGGCACAAGCAUCGCAAAAUGAUAACGCCCUCAUUUCAUUUCAACAUUCUUCAAGACUUCCACACAGUCAUGAAUGAGAACUCGACCAAAUUUAUUAAACAACUGAAGAAGGUUUCAGCCGGCGAUAGUAUUUUCGAUUUUCAAAAUGAAACACACUAUUUGACACUGGAUGUGAUCUGUGAGACCGCUAUGGGAGUGCCCAUCAAUGCUAUGGGACAACACGACUCGAGUGUAGUGAAGGCAUUUAAGGAUAUGUGCUACAACCUUAAUAUGAGAGCCUUUAACCCUCUGAAGCGAUCGGAGACGCUCUAUCGCUUUGCCCCUGACUAUGAGCAAAAUUCUAAGACUCUUAAGAUUCUGCAGAACUUUACCAACGAAAUCAUUGAGAAGCGCAUUGAGGCACAUCGCACAGGCACCGCCAAGAAAAUCGAGGGCGAUGAGUUUUCCCGCAAGAAAAUGGUCUUCAUGGACGUGCUGCUUUCCUCCACGAUUGAUGGUCGUCCUUUGACACAGCAGGAGAUCUACGAGGAGGUUUCCACUUUUAUGUUUGAGGGUCACGAUACUACCACAUCGGGUGUAGCAUUUGCUGGCUACUUGCUCUCUCGAUUCCCCGAAGAACAACGCAAAUUGUAUGAGGAGCAGCAAGCAGUGAUGGGCAAUGAAAUGCACCGCGACGCGACUUUCCAGGAAAUCGCCGAUAUGAAGUACUUGGACUUGUUUAUCAAGGAAGCUCAACGCGUUUACCCCAGUGUACCAUUUAUUGGACGAUACACAGAAAAGGACUAUGAUAUACAUGGCACCAUUGUUCCCAAGGGCACAACCCUUAAUUUGGCACUUAUUAAUUUGGGGUAUGAUGACCGCACUUUCAAGGAUCCGCUUCGCUUCAAGCCCGAACGCUUUGAAACUGAAAAGCCCGGACCCUUCGAGUAUUUACCCUUCAGUGCAGGACCGCGUAACUGCAUUGGACAAAAGUUUGCUCUGCUCGAAAUUAAGACUGUAAUCUCGAAGUUAGUGCGAAGCUUUGAGGUGCUACCCGCCAUGGAUGAACUGAUCUCGAAGGAUGGUUACUUAAAUACCUAUAUCGGACUGCCGACGGCAGAGAAAUUGCGAAAAGAAAAACAAGGUCACAAAUACGAUCCCAUUUUGUCAGCUGUGCUAACACUAAAGUCAGAGAAUGGCCUGUAUCUGCGUUUACGCGAAAGAAAAUGAUUUCCUCUUAUUUUGUAUUUAUUAUAUUUACAAUACACAGCUUUUUAUUGUUGAAAUGUUAAA
Molecule: messenger RNA, 1734 nt
Organism: Drosophila sulfurigaster albostrigata
Lineage: Eukaryota; Metazoa; Arthropoda; Insecta; Diptera; Drosophilidae
Product: cytochrome P450 4e2-like
Exons: 6
Coding region: 94-1671 (525 amino acids)
Molecular function (GO): heme binding; iron ion binding; oxidoreductase activity, acting on paired donors, with incorporation or reduction of molecular oxygen
Source: RefSeq, a predicted model, not a curated record